Messenger RNA from Camelus dromedarius (Arabian camel), 2454 nucleotides. RefSeq names its product membrane associated ring-CH-type finger 9 (gene MARCHF9). Gene Ontology annotation, biological process: protein ubiquitination. The record is from RefSeq and is a predicted model, not a curated record. NCBI's taxonomy places the organism in Eukaryota, Metazoa, Chordata, Mammalia, Artiodactyla, Camelidae. Gene Ontology annotation, molecular function: zinc ion binding; ubiquitin-protein transferase activity. The transcript is spliced from 5 exons. The coding region runs from base 1 to 1938 and encodes 645 amino acids. Gene Ontology annotation, cellular component: trans-Golgi network; Golgi stack.
AUGGCAACCAAGGCCACCCAGAUCCCAACUCUAGGCUUCAGGCUGAGCCUGAGCACAUCUCCAGUCUCGCUACACGUCUCUCACUCUCAGUAUGCGGUGAUGGGGUCCGGGGACGAGAGCCUCUCCCUCCCUGGUGCACCUGCGUCUUUGACCACUCACCUUCCAUCCCCACGAGCUCACCCCUCCACACCCCCAUUGACACACCUAUUCUCCUACCCGUGUGCACACUCCCCUUCCUUGGCCACUCCCCUCCCCCCACCGUCCCCCGGGCUGGCACACUCGCCCCCGCCUCUGGGGACACCUGCUCGUGCGGGGCAGGGCUGGGAUGCGCAGCCGCGGCCACUUCUCCUCCUUUCCCCCUCCCCGCCCCGCCCAUCCCUCCAUCCCUCACCGGCUCCCCGGCUCCCGCCCCGCCCGCCCGCCCGCCGCUCCGGGGGGGUCUCCGCCGCCGCCGCCGCCGCCGCCGGAAGGAGCCGCCAUUUGCCACCUCCGAGCGCACGGGCCGAGCCGAGCCGGAGCCGGGAGCCGGAGCGGGACUGGGGCCAGGAGGACGACGAUGGGGGGCGGCCCCGCCGCAGGAGGACCGGGGCGCGUAACCCCGGGGGCCCGGCCCGCUCCGGACCCGGACCCGAGGGGCGCGGCACCCUAAGCCCCCCUCCCCGCCCCCUGCCCCGACCAUGGCUGCCCGCCCCGCCGCCCCCGGGCCGCCAGCCCUUUCGGCCCCGCAAGCCCCGGAGCUCCGGCGGUGGCAGCAGUGAACGGCUCUUGCAGGCCCCGAAGACCCCGACUGGGCUUGGCUCUCGAGCGCGCGACCCCUUCCCGGCCUUGUCCUCUCCCUUCCCCCCGCCUCCCGAGAGUUCCCCGUGCACGCCGCCCCCUGCCCCCAGCGCCCGGACGAUGCUCAAGUCUCGGCUCCGCAUGUUCCUGAACGAGCUGAAGCUGCUGGUGCUGACGGGCGGGGGGCGGCCCCGGGCCGAGCCGCAGCCCCGGGGGGGCGGGGGAGGCGGCUGCGGCUGGGCGCCCUUCGCCGGCUGCUCGACCCGGGACGGCGACGGCGACGAAGAGGAGUACUACGGGUCGGAGCCGCGGGUCCGGGGCCUGGCCGGCGACAAGGAGCCGCGGGCCGGACCCCCGCCGCCGCCCGCGCCGCCGCUGCCGCCCCCGGGCGCCCUGGACGCCCUGUCUCUCAGCAGCAGCCUGGACAGCGGGCUCCGAACUCCCCAGUGCAGAAUCUGCUUCCAGGGACCGGAGCAGGGGGAGCUCCUGAGCCCCUGCCGCUGUGACGGCUCAGUGCGCUGCACACAUCAGCCCUGCCUCAUCCGCUGGAUCAGCGAGAGGGGCUCCUGGAGCUGUGAGCUCUGCUACUUCAAGUACCAGGUCCUGGCGAUCAGCACCAAGAACCCCCUGCAGUGGCAGGCCAUCUCUCUGACGGUCAUUGAGAAGGUCCAGAUUGCAGCCAUAGUCCUGGGCUCUCUGUUCCUCGUUGCCAGCAUCUCCUGGCUCAUCUGGUCUUCACUCAGCCCUUCAGCCAAGUGGCAACGGCAAGAUCUGCUCUUUCAGAUCUGCUACGGCAUGUACGGCUUCAUGGAUGUCGUCUGCAUAGGCCUGAUCGUCCACGAAGGCUCUUCUGUCUACCGUAUCUUCAAGCGUUGGCAGGCAGUGAACCAGCAGUGGAAGGUCCUGAAUUAUGACAAAACCAAGGACAUAGGAGGAGAUGCAGGGGGAGGGACGGCAGGGAAGCCGGGCCCCAGGACCUCACGGACGGGCCCCCCCUCUGGGGCCACCAGCCGCCCCCCGGCUGCCCAGCGCAUGCGGACGCUCUUGCCUCAGCGCUGUGGUUACACAAUCCUGCAUCUCCUUGGACAGCUGCGGCCACCAGAUGCCCGUUCCAGUUCCCAUUCUGGCCGCGAGGUUGUCAUGAGGGUCACUACGGUCUGAAGUGAACUCCAGGAGCAGGGAUCUUGAGUCAGUGCAUCGGCCAGAGAUACGCUGUCAUGGCUGCUGGAGGUACCACCUGGACAGGGUGUUUUGGGCUCACGGCCCUCACUGCUGAGGAUCUCUGUGGGCAGCCUCAACCUGGAGACAUUGGCCUCUACUGCCCACUGGGUAGAGACACCUGGAUAAAAUUCCAGCCCCCACUGACAGCUCCUCACAGUCAUCCUGGGGCAGCCAGUGGGCUGUGGGGAGAGCAUCUUUUCUUCCCAUGAGAACCGUCCUUACCUCAGCUCCUAGGGCCUCCAGGCCCCCAGCUCCACCACGGUGACUUGGUGAAGGGGGACCAAUGCCAGAAGAAAGGGGCUGUAGACCCCCCAUUCCCCACUCCAUGGCCACAGGGCAGCUGGCAAUAAGACUAAUAUACAUUGACCUCCCGUUCCCUGCAUGAGGGCGGGGGUACUUCCCCCUGCUCCGCCCCCCACUGCAUGGGGGGAGGGCAUAAAGAAUCAUUUAUAUGCA